AUGAAGUUGCAGGAGGACAGCGUUAACGCAGAGAUGUGGUUGACCACAGCGGAGGCUGCUAGCCUCGGUGCCGAGGAAGUCGCGGCCAAGUUCCAGGUUGACACGAGAACUGGGCUCUGGUGGCAAGAAGCCGAUGCACGUAGACAGAGAUACGGAUUUAAUGAGCUUACUGUCAAAGAAGAUGAUCCCACGUGGAAGAAGUAUAUUGAACAGUUUAAAAAUCCGCUGAUUUUAUUACUACUUGGCUCGGCACUUGUAAGUGUCUGUAUGAGACAAUUUGACGACGCCAUCAGUAUCACGGCCUACCACCGACAUGUCAUUGCGCGAAGCCUAGUCCCCGGCGACAUAGUAUUCCUCAACAUCGGCGACCGAGUCCCAGCAGACAUCCGAAUCUUCGAAGCAAUCGACCUGGCCAUCGACGAGUCCAGCUUCACCGGCGAAACCGAACCAUCUCAAAAAUCUACCGCUCCCCUCCUAAAAAGCAAUGGCCACACCUCCAAGCGCAACAUCGCAUUCAUGGGCACCCUAGUCCGUUGCGGCAACGGCAAGGGCAUCGUCAUCAACACCGGAGAAAAAUCCGAGUUCGGAGAAGUCUUCGCAAUGAUGCAAGCCGAAGAAGCCCCCAAGACUCCCCUGCAGCGUAGCAUGGACAUCCUGGGCACCCAGCUGUCCUUCUACAGCUUCUGCAUAAUCGGAGUAAUAAUGCUCCUCGGCUGGCUGCAAAACCGCAAGUUACUGGAGAUGCUGACCAUCGGAGUGUCUCUAGCAGUAGCAGCGAUUCCCGAAGGGCUGCCCAUUGUAGUAACAGUGACCCUGGCCCUCGGAGUGAUGCGGAUGGCCAAGCGGAAAGCGAUUGUCAAGAAGCUGCCCACUGUAGAGACUCUGGGAUGUGUUAAUGUAAUCUGCUCGGACAAAACCGGGACUAUCACCAAGAACGAGAUGACCGCUACGAUUCUGGUCACUCCCGAGGGGUAUGUGGCGGACAUUACUGGCACCGGGUACAAUGACCAGGGCGAAGUUCGCAUCAGGAAGUGCGACAACGUCGAAUUAGCGCGGGCAGCGGUCAGCAGUCUUCUAGAAGUCGGGUCAGUUUGUAACAAUGCAAUUCUUCAGAACGAUAUUCUGCUUGGGCAGCCAACAGAGGGCGCUCUAGCUGCUGCUGCGAUGAAGUUCGGGAUGUACGGGGCAGCUGAGAAGUACCUUAGGCUUCAAGAGUAUCCUUUUUCUUCUGAGCAGAAAAUGAUGGCCGUAAAAUGCGCUCCCAAGUACACUGAAGACAGAGAAGAAAUUUUUUUUGCCAAAGGAGCGAUUGAAAAAAUUCUAGCACAGUGCACCAAAUAUUCGGCCAAUGGGCAGCUCUACCCGCUGAACCAGAAGAAAGAGAAGGAGUUUGCGACAGAAGCUUACGAAAUUGGGCAGCAAGGCUUGAGAGUGAUCGGGCUGGCCCGUGGAUCCUCGCUCCAAGACCUGGUUUAUGUUGGCUUGAUAGGAAUCUGUGAUCCUCCUAGAGAAGGGGUCAGAGAUGCUAUUUCUCUGCUGCUUAAUAGUGGGGUCAAGGUCAAGAUGGUCACUGGGGAUGCUAAGGAGACUGCGGGAGCCAUUGCGACGAUGAUUGGGCUGGACACCAUGCACAUGAGGCUCAUUUCUGGGGAUAAGAUUGACACUAUGACUGAGGAUGAGCUCCAGGAGGUCAUUGAUAAUGUCAGUGUCUUUUAUAGGGUCACUCCUAAACACAAGCUGGCCAUUGUUAAGGCCCUGCAGAGAAACGGGAAUAUUGUAGGGAUGACUGGAGAUGGCGUUAAUGAUGGAGUAGCGCUUAAAAAAGCGGAUAUUGGAAUUGCGAUGGGGAAAAAUGGAACGGAUGUUUGUAAGGAAGCGGCGGAUAUGAUUUUAGUUGAUGAUGAUUUUAAUACGAUCAUUUCGGCGAUUGAAGAGGGCAAGGGGAUUUUUUAUAAUAUUAGGAAUUUUGUGAGGUUUCAAUUGAGUACUACAGCUAUUAUUAUCCUAGGAACGCUCUGGGUAUAUAAUCGCGAGAUGACCUCCAAUGGAAUUACAGCGCGAGACACCACUAUGACAUUCACGUGUUUUGUUUUCUUUGACAUGUUUAAUGCCCUUAGUUGCCGAUCACAAACGAAAUCAAUUUUCAGCAUCGGGUUGUUGAGUAAUAGGAUGUUUUUAAUUGCUGUAACUUUGUCUAUUGUUGGACAAAUGCUUGUUGUAUAUUUUCCACCGUUGCAAAAAUGGGAGCGAAGACGAACAUCAGGCUGGAAUUACCAGGAGAAGAAGAAGACAGUUUCAAAAGUUAAAAAAGGGAAAAAAGUUCGUGGAAAAAAGUAA
Messenger RNA from Cotesia congregata, 2337 nucleotides. NCBI's taxonomy places the organism in Eukaryota, Metazoa, Arthropoda, Insecta, Hymenoptera, Braconidae. The record is from the annotation of a GenBank genome assembly.